AUGGUUUCAGAUUUAGAUAUAAACAGUGAUGACGAUUUUGAGUCAGAUUAUGAGUCAGAUAUUUGUGACCGUGAUGAUGAACAAGCAAUAACAACAUCAAGUUCAGCUCUUCAAAGUACACAUCAACCAACUAUCUCAGCAAAUUCAAUUGAUCAAAUAAAAAAUCGAUCAUCCAUCUUAACACCAACUAAUAUCUCAGUUUCAAAUUCCAAUACUUCAGCUGCACCUAUCAGUGAAUCAACUGUUUUAGAUCAAACCAAUAGUCCCAACAUCUCAACAAUUAAUAUAAACGAAAAUCAACUGGAACAGAUUGGAGAUGCAAGUGUAUCUUCUAAUACGCAUAGCAAUGCUUUAGGUGGUGACUUUGAAUCAUCAGACCCCGUUAUAAGCAGUGAUCAGACUUCUCGUGAAGAAAUGAAUUCGAAUACAAAUGAAGAAGAUGAAGAAGAUGAAGAAGAUGAAGAAGCUGAAGAAGAUGAAGAACAAGAAGUACAUGAAGAACAUGAAGAACAAGAUGGGUCACAAGUUGUGUUUUUAACAAAUGGUAUGAUUUAUGUUGAUGGUUUUGUAGUGCACGAGGAUAAGGUCAUAGAUCCAUAUCUGAUGAAUUUUUGGAGGCUUUAUGAAACAACAUUUCGUGAAAUUGCAAAUAGGCAUCUAAGAUUGGUUCGGGUGAGUGAUUAUGUAGAUUCAAGGGUGAUAAGAGUGCACAAUGAAACACUAUUCCAGUAUGUUCAACAAAACACUGUGUAUGCAAGAUAUGUUGGAGAUACAUUAAGUUUUCUGGAAUAUAAUUCACACAAUGCCGUGAAAUUAACAGGUGUUAAGGUAUAUAUCACAACUGGAAUUUGUGCAUUGAUUGUUUUUGGUCCAGUAGAACCACAAGUGUUUAGGUUUCCAGAUGAGGAAGAGAAUCAGGUUCUAUUACGUGAAUAA
Molecule: messenger RNA, 936 nt
Organism: Lodderomyces pseudojiufengensis
Lineage: Eukaryota; Fungi; Ascomycota; Pichiomycetes; Serinales; Debaryomycetaceae
Exons: 1
Coding region: 1-936 (311 amino acids)
Source: RefSeq, a predicted model, not a curated record